Rhodamnia argentea is the source of this 1929-nucleotide messenger RNA. RefSeq names its product flavin-containing monooxygenase FMO GS-OX-like 3. The transcript has 7 exons. Bases 274 to 1653 code for a protein of 459 amino acids. NCBI's taxonomy places the organism in Eukaryota, Viridiplantae, Streptophyta, Magnoliopsida, Myrtales, Myrtaceae. Gene Ontology annotation, molecular function: NADP binding; flavin adenine dinucleotide binding; N,N-dimethylaniline monooxygenase activity. The record is from RefSeq and is a predicted model, not a curated record.
AGAAUCGAAACUUGAUUUGUCCAUGUAUAUGUUGUUCUUGGUAUAGCCAUCACCGCAUUGACUAAAUAGUAUUUGGUCUAAGCACGUAAUUAGAGAUUGAAAGCAGGAUUAUUCAAACUAUAACUUUGAUUUUUCCACUCGGUUUGGAGCUAGCAAUACCUAUAAAAGUACAAAGAAAAAAAAAGAAAGGGAAAAAUAAGCUCAAUCUUAGUCCACGACCCCACCCAAGUAGAUCCAUCGUUGUCGUAUAUAAGGACCACUCAAGAAAUUGUUAUGUACAAAAAGAAAGCCAUGCCAAAACGGAGUGUAAAAGCAGCGGUCAUCGGAGCCGGCAUGUCGGGUCUGGUCGCAGCCCGAGAGCUCCGUCGAGAAGGACAUCAGGUGGUGGUCUUCGAAAAGGGCAGCGAAGUUGGGGGCACGUGGGUCUAUGACCCCCGGGUUGAGUCCGAUCCGUUGGGCCUCGAUCCGGCUCGUGAGGUCGUCCACAGCAGCAUGUACAAGUCGCUCCGGGUGAACCUCCCGAGGCCAAUCAUGGGCUUCUCGGACUACCCGUUCGAAGCGAAACUGAGUGUCGGGGUUGAUCCGAGGCCGUUUCCGGGUCACGAGGAGGUGCUCCGGUUCCUGCAGGGUUUCGCGGAGGAUUCCGGGGUGGUCGAGCUGGUCCGAUUCGAGCACGAAGUGGUUCGGGUCGAGCGAGUCGUCGAGGAGAGGAAUGACGAGUGGGUCGUGGAGUGGCAGACGCGGGACGGCGAAGUGCGCGCGGAGGUGUUUGAGGCCGUGGUUGUCUGCAAUGGCAAGUAUACCGAGCCAAGGCUAGCUGAAUUUCCAGGUAGAAGUACUUGGGGAGGAGAACAAAUACACAGCCAUAACUAUCGGGUCCCUGAACCAUAUAAAGAUAAGAUUGUAGUGAUCAUUGGAAAUGGACCAAGCGCGGUCGACAUUGCGAAAGACAUCUUACAUGUCGCGAAAGAAGUUCACCUAGCCUCAAGAGAAACCACCAAGUUUAAGAUUCAUGAUGGCCUAUAUCAACAUUCCCCGAUUGAUUAUGCCGAAGACAAUGGCAAAAUAGUCUUCCGAGAUGGAUCAUCGAUGCGUGCAGAUGCUAUCAUCCAUUGUUCUGGGUACAAGUAUCACUUCCCAUUUCUCAAGACAAAUGGAAUUGUGAACGUGGAUGAUAAUCGCGUCGAACCUUUGUAUAAACAAGUUUUCCCGCCUGCGCUAGCUCCGUGGCUCUCUUUCAUCGCCAUACCAUAUCGGACAAUUGCAAUUCUCCUCAGCGAGUUACAAUCAAGGUGGGUAGCAAAAAUUUUAUCCGGGAAAAUACUGUUGCCAAGUAAAGAAGAGAUGACGUCAUCGGUUCAAGAAUAUUACCAACGGAUCGAGGCGGUCGGAUGGCCCAGGCGUCAUACUCACAGGCUUCAAUUGGAAAAGUUUGAUUAUGAGAAUUGGCUUGCUGGAGAGUUGGGGCUACCGCCACUAGAGAGAUGGAGACAAAAUAUGUAUUUUACAUCGUUGAAUCUUCUGAUGAUGUUUGGCGCAAAUCUGCGAGACACUUGGGAUGUUGAGAAAUGGAUGCAAGGAGAAGGAGGAGAAGAAGAAGAGGAGGAGGAGGAGGAGGAGGAGGACAACAUUAAUUGCAGUUUGGAAUGCUAGAAGUCCUAGAAACUAGGAUACUUCAUGUGGGGAGCAAUUUAUGGAAUCUAUUUGCUAUCUCCCUUUAAUCAUUUGUCUGCUUUCUCUUCAGCUUGUUUAUGCCCAAGGUAAUCUAUGGUCGUCCAUGACUUUCACGAUGCCAAUUACAUAAUUGAAAAGUUUAGAUCAAGAUUAUCCACCGGACGAAAAGUUGAUGUGACUUUUCUAGGGGAAAAUUGUUCAAUCAACUAUAAAACUUAUUGUACGAAUUCAAAUUCAGUUAUAAACUUUUUCAUU